AAUGAAUCACCUUGGAGAAGAGAAAAAUGAAUAAAAUAAAACCACCAGACUGCUCUCGAUGUCUAAAUAAACGAUGUAAAGCCAUGAUGGGAGGCCAACCUUUUGCUCCCAGGCUAAGGAGACAUAGACAACACAGUGGCAGCCGGGGGAAACAUCGAGGAAACGAAUCGUAGAUGCACCAGCGUCCGUCUGACCCUUCAACUGGAUCCCCUCCCGAAAGAUGAGAGGAGAGCGCACGAGAAUAGAGAAGUCCUCCAUGGAGCUUGAUGGGACUUCAAUGCGUGGCCGCCGCGGGAUCUCCUUCGCCUCUCCAACCUAACUGAGAGAUUGGUAUCGGAACACGGACGACAUCUUUGAAGGAAGGAAUUGGAAGCGAUAAAAAAAUUUAAAAAAGUGGUUUGAUCGAUUCCACUUUGAGGACGUGAAUCGGACAACAAGCUGAAAAAAAAGCUGACUGUUGAGACUCGAGGUUUGGUUUCUGAGCUUUGAACUCAUCUGACGAGAAUCUGGGGCGGUGAGGGCCACUCGAGGAGCCAUGGAAGGAGCCACAGAGGGAGAGGAGGUGAUAGUGAGCGAGGCUCUGGUUCAGCUCAGGGCCACUCUGCAAGCCGCCGUGAGGGAAGUGCACGUGGACGUGAGCGCCUUCAAGCGGCGCAUCGAGCAGAGGGUCGAGGGCCUGUGCAUCUCCAACCAACCCCUGGCCGAGGCGGUGGCCAGGCUGCAGGAGGACAACCUGCAGCUCAGGUCGAAGAUGGAGGCCCUCGGUCGCCUGGUGGAGGGGCUCCAAGGGGCAAAGAUCGAGACGGGUCCGGCCGGAGCGAAGGGGAAGAAGGUGGAGGAUGGUACGGAGAACGGGCGACCGGGAGGGGAGCAGAUGGGGCUGGUUUACUCCGGGAGAUCGGAGAGUAGCCGGUCAAGCCGGUCCACGACAACAUCCUCUGAAACAUCAGGAUCAAGUCACGCCGCCGCCGCUGCUCCCAGCGACACCCCAGCCCCUCCUCCAUGGAGAGCAAAGAGACAAGCGGAAAAUUAUGCCUCUGAUGCAAAAGGAGAGAAAAAUACUGCCACAACUGCACGAGAGAAUGAGAACCCAGACCAGGAAGCAUCAGGUCCUCUGACCAAACCCCACUACCCGCUCUCUGCAUUGCUGAAGCCCAGCUCUGAGGCUCCAGCUGUCCCACAGUGUCCUGCCCCAGCGCCCAAAGAGACCCCAGUAAAACCAGUAGAGUCUCCACGUGACGCCGAUGAACUCAAGCCCCAUCUUCCCGUCACUGCCAUGAAAACCAAAGCCAGUCCAGAGGGUCUGGUGGCCACCGCACCGACCCAGUGUCCUGCACUGGUGCCGAAAGCAGCUGGUGCUUCUACAGCAGAGGCUCCAACAGGUAUGUCUGGAACAAAGGAGCUGCGGUCCCAGGUAUACCAGGAGCAGCCGGGCUCUGUAUCCCAGGCGCUGGUCCGUCAUCCUCCCACAGCUGUGACCAAAAUGAUUGACGUCACUGAACCCAAGCCAUACUUGCCUCUUUCGAUGAUGAGCAAACCCAACUCAGAGUCUUCAUCGCCUGCUCCGACAGGACCGUCCCCAAUAAAACCUGGGGAAUACCCCUUUCAGCGAGUACCAGUUCUCAAGACACCCAGUCCCAGUCUGAAGAGAAGUGUGAGCUUUCCUCAGCCUGCAGAAAAAUUGCUUCCAUCCAAAUCAAUCAUAAAAUUGGGUUUUUCGCCAAAUUUGGACAAGAAGGCGAACAAGGCAGGGGGGGCGGAGUUUAAGCAGGAUGUGAUGAAAUCACAAACGCUUCCACGCCCCACCGGGGCUCAGGCCAAGAGGGCCCUCUUUGAGAGGAUGAACUCAGAGCCUAUAAAACCAAAGGAUUCCAAACCUAAACUGAAGCGCUCUCAGAGUUUUGGAGCUUCCAGCGCCAGUGGUAUAAAACAGAUCCUCCUGGAGUGGUGCCGCUCAAAAACCAUUGGCUAUCAGAACAUAGAUAUCCAGAACUACUCGUCCAGCUGGAGCGAUGGGAUGGCUUUCUGUGCUCUGGUGCACUCGUUCUUCCCUCUGGACUUCGAUUACAACGCGCUGGAACCUGCAAACCGCAAACACAACCUGCAGCUGGCCUUCACCACCGCAGAGGAGCAGGCUGACUGUCUCCGUCUGAUCGAGGUGGAGGACAUGAUGACGAUGGGGGCCAAGCCGGACCCCAUGUGUGUGUUUACAUACGUCCAGUCCCUCUACAGCCACCUGAAGACGUUUGAGUAACUCUGUAUCAGAGUACAUUACCGAGUCUAGAUGUUAGUAACCACUGUGUGUCAUGAACACUUUGAGUGAGCACAGCGUUGGCCUCUUGCCAGGCAGACUGGGAGAGAACCACUGAUGUGUGAAUCACAUAAACACAGACUUUGAUGUUUUUCUCUGCCAAAUCAGUUUUAUACUGUAUGUGUGCCCUCACCAGUUUCCCCCCAUUCCCUUUAUAUUGAUUUGUGGUAGACUGACACUGAUUCUUAAAAGAUAGUUCCUUAUAUUGUAUUGUGACAUGUGUGGCGUUACAAGAUGGUUUUAGAGUAGUUCUUAAAUAAAUAACAACGCUCCAAUCAAAGAAGGGAAGAUGAACACUCUAUUUAAAACUAGCUUGUGAUGGCUGGCAGCUCAUGUGUUUGGCAACGUGAGGAAUCUUUACAAACCAAAGAGUUAUGAACCAGCGCAGAGAUGCUGGAAUAAUAAUUUGGAGUCUUGCCUGAGUUGUGCAAUGUGGUGAAAUAAAGCAAUUUUAUUAUCAUU
Molecule: messenger RNA, 2773 nt
Organism: Pseudoliparis swirei
Lineage: Eukaryota; Metazoa; Chordata; Actinopteri; Perciformes; Liparidae
Product: smoothelin-like protein 2
Exons: 14
Coding region: 536-2254 (572 amino acids)
Biological process (GO): actin cytoskeleton organization
Cellular component (GO): filamentous actin; microtubule organizing center
Molecular function (GO): protein binding
Source: RefSeq, a predicted model, not a curated record